This is a messenger RNA of Eurytemora carolleeae, 3777 nucleotides long. RefSeq lists its product as uncharacterized. NCBI's taxonomy places the organism in Eukaryota, Metazoa, Arthropoda, Copepoda, Calanoida, Temoridae. The record is from RefSeq and is a predicted model, not a curated record. Gene Ontology annotation, molecular function: protein binding.
UCAUUUUAUUUAAUAACGCCAUCACCAACCAAUUUAUUUCAAAUCUGAAAAUUACAGAUAUUUCAUAAAUAAAAUCCCCCAAUACACCCCUCUCCCCCACCGGCACUUCAGUGUGUGUCAUAAUAUUUUUCUAAUGAUAUUUAGCGUGUAUAGAUAUAUAUAUGUUGAAAUUCACUUUCUAAUGUUAGUAUUGAUACCUCCCCCCGGCCCCACCCCCCUCUCCUCAGGGUAUAAGAGGAUGACCAGCAAAUUUGCUUUUUUCUAAUUCCAUCCAUUCCGUCAAGGAAAUUAAACCAGGAACCUUCAUAUCCGUCUCACCAAGGAAAUUAAACCAGGAACCUUAAUAUCCGUCCCAACAAGGAAACCGAGCCAAGAACUUUAAUAUCUGUCCCACUAAGGAAACUAAACAAGGAACCUUUAUAUGCAUCCCACUAUGGAGACGAAACCAGGAACCUUAAGAUCCGUCCCACCAAUGAAACCGAACAACAAAAUUUCGCAUCCGUCAUGAUGGACGAAUAAGAAUUUUUCCUAUUUAGUUAAGUAGCAAAAGGGCCCGGCUGCUAUGAUUUUGAAUGCUUUAGGGAUUUCAAUUUUACAAUCUUGAAUGCAAUUAUAGAUUUCGAUAUUUGAUUUUCUGUCAUCCCUACAGUUAGAUUCUGGUGAUCGGUCAUAUGCUCUAGUAUAAUAUUCACUGUACACUAUUAACUAACAAUUUUCUAAUCCCGAUAUCUUUUCAACCUGAUUAUGUAAACACUUGAUCUUUUAAACCCAGAUUAUUUGAUCUAUCAGAACGCAUAGUUUGAAAUAUCUAAGGUCUCCGACACUGGGUUGCAAAGAUAUAUGGAUUCUAAAAUCAGAGUUUGUGGCAAAAACUUAAUUCCUUUAAGCUCAUAAUAGAUCUCGGCAUCUCAUACCUCUUUUCUUUUCUCGUAAAAUAUAAAUAAAUGCAGCAAAUAUAUUAUCAAUAUUGCCGAUCACCAUGAUUUAUUGGAAAAGAGCAAGAAUAGGGAAAUCUUUAGUGAAACUCUAAAAGUGUAUACAUUAUAUAUAUACAUGUUCGUUGAGCACCUUGCUCAAUCAUCCCGUGCCAUACUGGGGCACUGCCACAACGUGAUGUUAUAUGUAUUGUAUAGUCAUGUUUUUGUCAUUAGUGAAUAUGUAUCAUGUAUGCUCGAAUUGUGAAUUUUUAAAUGAUCAUUAAAAAAUUUGCAAAAAUCCAAACCAUGCAUUUUGAAAUGUCUUUGAAUAAGUAAAAGUUUUCAAUAUUUUUCGUAGACUUUGAGCAAUGUGCAUAGACAAGGAAAGUUAUGAUUUAAAAAAAUGUUCUCUCCAACACGAUCAGCUGUUAUAGGUUUACUGUACAAAACAACAUAACAGCUGGAGCUGACCUGGCUGUGCUUGAGCUAGCUGUGCCGGUCAUUAUUAAAGAUACAAUAUGGCCGGCUUGUUUACCAUCCUUGGACGACUAUAUUCUUAUUAACAAGGGUGAUGUAAAAGUACUGAGUAUAUAUGGGUUCGGAGUAAAUGAUCCAGAUGUAAGAGAUCACCCAGAUAUUCUUCAAUACAGUCAGGUUCAACUUCAAGAUGAACAGGUUUGCAGAGUAGCCUGGGAAAUCAAAGGAAAUCAGUUCUGUGCAAUAGGAAACUCUUCUAAAUCAGAGAGCAGUCGUGUAUCAGAUUCAUGUAAUGGAGAUUCAGGAGGAGGACUAAUGUAUCAAAGAUAUGAUCAGAGUUUCAUUGUUGUUGGUCUGGUAAGUUUUGGAGAAAGUGAUUGCGGAUUAGCAAGAGGAAGGCCUGGAGUUUAUACAAACUUUAAAGAUCAUCUGACCUGGAUUCUGGAAAAUACUGUUAUUCAGCAACCUGAUAAUGGUGGAUGGACUGAAUGGGGUUCCUGGAGUACAUGCAGUACAUCUUGUGGAAGCGGUAACAAGGUUCGUGUGAGAAAAUGCCCAAUUGGACAAACUUGCCAAGGAACUGAUUCAAUUACAAAAACAUGUAUUCUCAAAAAUUGUCCAGUUUGGUCCAGCUGGUCCAGCUGGGGACCCUGCAGUUUACCUUGCCCAGGUUCCAGAACUAGAUCUAGAAUUUGUGAAACACCUAAUGCAUCCCUAGAAUUUAGUUUACGUUCUGGUGUAAAUACCUGUUCUGGAGAGGAUACUCAAAUCACCAAGUGUAGCUCUUCAAAGUGUACAACUCCAAGACCAACUCCGGCUGAUACACCUAGACCAACUUCAGCUCCUACUACUAGACCAACUCCACCUCCUACUAACAGAUUAACUCCACCUUCUACUACUAGAUCAACUCCACCUCCUACAAAGACGUCCUCAAGUAACCUGGUUCUGUCUAAAUCUAGACAAUGGACUUCAUGGUCAGAAUAUUCCAGCUGUUCUACCAGCUGUAGUGAAGGGGUCAAAAGGAGAUUUAGAGAGUGCGAUGGAACAAGGGGGAAAUGUUCUGGAAGUCCUACAGAAUAUGCAAACUGUGGAUAUGAAAAGUGUGGAGAGAGUUGACGAGGAAACAACUUGUGCUGGUCCGAACCUACCGAUUUGGUUGGCAGAUCAUUUUUCAGUUUAUUUAAAUCAAAGAAUUCUGACUUGUGGAGGACGGUCCUCCGAUGAUAAAUCUCUGUGCUGGAUUUGGAAUCUGGACGGAGACAACCGCUGGGAAAGAGGACCAGAAACGAAUGUUGGUCGAAGUUACUCCGAAGCUGUAGUUGUAAAUCAAAAAGUCUGGGUGUCAGGUGGGUGGAAUGGUAAACUCAAGCAGGAAUCAACUGAAGUAUUGGACUUGUCUUCAGGUCAUGAUAAAAGUUCCUGGAAAUAUUCUCAUGAUAUGUCUUGGGAAAGAUAUCAGCACUGUGCUAUUGUUCUGAAUAAUGGCCGCAUGGUGCUGACUGGGGGACAAGAUAGCGCCGGGAAAACAGGCGAGGCAUUAAACACAGUUGAGGUUUAUGAUAUGGAACGGGGUUUACAGGAAUUACUACCAAACCUUCUUCAAGCAAGGUGGACCCAUGCUUGUACUUUGCUAUCUGUAGAUGGAAGGGAGGCUCUUCUAGUUGCUGGCGGUCGCAUCUCAGGAGAUCCAGGCCAAGAGCUAGAUUCAGUAGAACUGCUUGUAAUCGGUGAGAAAACAUGGAAAUAUGUGGCUCCUUUACCUCAACCAAGAUUAGCUCCUCAAGCUGUGACUCUGGACAAUAGAAUACUGCUGAGCGGAGGAAGUUAUGAAUGUGGAGUUGGACGAAGGAAAGAUGAAUAUCCUGGUUCUAUUCUAGAGUUCGAUAUUAGAAAAGAUAGGUGGAAAACCGUUGUUUCAGUCGAGGGGAGGAAUCAUCAUGCUGCUUUAGUAGUUCCGAAACAAUCUUUAUCUUGUCCAUAAUAUCAAUGAUAAUAUUUAUAAGUCCUUUUAUAUACCAACAGGGUUACCCACAAAGAUGAGACUGCAAAGACGAUCUGAAACCCUAAAAAAUAUCACGAUCCCAAAAUUAAUUUAAGUCUUCUGCCUAUGAAUAAAGUCUUUAAAUGGCGUAUUUAAUGAUUUAGCAAAGAGAGAAACAAGUUUACAGUUGCAGGGAAUAUUGAAUAUAAGGACAUUUAUAAAUUACGUUCAAUCGUCUAUAAAGUCUAUUUCUUUGUGGGUAAGUCACUUUCAUAGUUCAUUACAUUUCGUGAAUCGCAUAUUACUGAAACCUAGCAUUCUGUGCUAGAAAUGUUGUACUCAGGGAGUAAGGAAUAGAAGGGAGAUAUAACUUACUCGGUUCGCCCUACCAUAUGAUUAUAC